ACACACACAUACACACACAGAGAGAGAAGGGGAGAGAGAAAGAGCGGCUGCAGAUUUAGACUCUUUGUUAUUACACACUCUGUCACUGAUCUCCAUAGUCCUGAUUUCACACGAGGGCUGAAAUGUCGUCGAUUGCCGUCAUCUGACAGGAGCAUCGUCUUGCAUCGAUCGCCGUAUGAUCAUGAAGUGUGUGUUGUAUGUUUAUGUGGAUGCGGUGGUGUAAGAUCGUGUGCGGUGUAUGGUGCGUUUGCCAUCUGGACACACUCCGCUAGCUCGCUAGCAUCAGGCUAGCUGAAAAUUAUCAAAACAUAAGUGACUGAGGAGGAAUAAAAUCCCGUUUCCAUGGAAAACACGUCCAUCAUUACCCAGGUAGCAAAUCCAAAGGAGGAAGAGAACCUUUCUUGUCAAGAAAAAGUCUCCCAGUCCAACAGCAGUUUAAAGAAACACAGGAACAGAAGUAUCUUUAGUCCCUUCUUCUGCUGUUUCCGGGACUAUAAUGCAGAACCACCAGCCACCAACAACAAGACCUGCUCCCUCCCUCCACCUGCCGAGGAGAACAGCAGCCCUGCAAAGUGUGAUCAGGUUCAGGUCAUCCCUAUUCCCAGUCCUCCAGCCAAAUACCUCUUGCCUGAGGUCAGCAUUAAUGAUUACGGCAAGAACUGUGUGGUCAUUGACCUGGACGAGACCCUUGUGCACAGCUCUUUCAAGCCUAUCAGCAACGCAGACUUUAUAGUCCCUGUGGAGAUUGACGGAACAGUUCAUCAGGUCUACGUGCUGAAGAGGCCUCAUGUGGAUGAGUUUCUGCAGAAAAUGGGCGAACUCUUUGAAUGUGUUCUCUUUACAGCCAGUUUGGCUAAGUAUGCUGACCCUGUAGCAGACCUGUUGGACCAGUGGGGUGUGUUCAGGGCACGGCUCUUCAGGGAAUCCUGUGUGUUCCACCGGGGGAACUACGUCAAAGACCUCAGCCGACUGGGCCGGGAGCUCAACAAAGUCAUCAUAGUGGACAACUCGCCUGCCUCCUACAUCUUCCAUCCAGAGAACGCUGUGCCGGUGCAGUCGUGGUUUGAUGACAUGACAGACACCGAGCUUCUGGAUUUACUGCCACUGUUUGAAGGCCUGAGCAGGGAGACGGACGUUUACGGUGUGUUACAGAGCCCGAGGACCAGGUAACACACGAGUCCAGCAGCACUGCCUUGCAAACACAAACGCCCCCCUCCAUCCGUCUCGGGUCGAGCCAAUGUUCCGUUCUGGCCUCUAGAGGACACCACUCACCCAACGGACGCUACUUUAUCUCUCUCAGUGGACCAACGGCCAACAAUAUUCCUUGAGCAAAUAUAUACACUCAAGAAGAAAACAAAGCGUCAUCUUUUUAAAAGAAACACAAGAGUUUACUAUCCUUGAGUAUAU
Messenger RNA from Pimephales promelas (fathead minnow), 1407 nucleotides. Lineage: Eukaryota; Metazoa; Chordata; Actinopteri; Cypriniformes; Leuciscidae. The record is from RefSeq and is a predicted model, not a curated record.